CGGAGAACGGGGCGUGGCUUAGCUACCAGACUUAGUCCCUGCCGUAGAUCCCGAUAGGGUGCCGGGCGGAGCCCAGGGCAGGAUCCGAGCCCCGGAGGGACGGACGGCACAGCGGACCUGGGGCUGGAGCGGCCGGCAGAGACAUUAGACGCGAGAACAAGGGGCAGACGGCAGGCAUUUGUUCACAAAGCGACUUAAAUGGGAGAACUCGCACUGAGAGAAGGUCCAGGAUAGACUGGAAGGUUCCUCGCAGCCCCCUUGGCGGUAGCAGCCCACCAGGAGCCACGUGGGAAUGAGUGGAAAAACGGGGGCCUCCAGAGGCCUCUUGCUGUGAAGCGAGAAAUGAUAAGUAGGAGCGAGUCAGACAAGGCUGGGCAGAACCAAGAGAGCGAGACGCACAGGAUGAUGGCGAGCAAAGUGAAAUGGGUGACAGACAUUGAGAAGUCGGUGCUCAUCAAUAACUUUGAGAAGAGGGGCUGGGUGCAAGUGACGGAGAACGAAGACUGGAACUUUUACUGGAUGAGCGUGCAGACGAUCCGGAACGUGUUCAGUCUCGAGGCUGGCUACCGCCUCUCGGACGAUCAGAUAGUCAACCACUUCCCCAACCAUUACGAGCUGACCAGGAAGGACUUAAUGGUGAAGAACAUUAAACGUUACAGGAAGGAGCUGGAGAAAGAAGGGAGUCCCCUGGCGGAGAAGGACGAGAACGGGAAAUACAUCUACUUGGACUUCGUGCCUGUCACCUUCAUGCUGCCCGCGGACUACAACCUGUUUGUGGAGGAGUUCCGCAAAAGCCCCUCGAGCACGUGGAUCAUGAAGCCUUGUGGGAAGGCCCAGGGAAAGGGCAUCUUCCUCAUCAAUAAACUCUCACAGAUCAAGAAGUGGUCACGGGACAGCAAAACGUCCUCGUUUGUGUCCCAGUCGUCCAAGGAGGCGUACGUCAUCUCUCUGUACAUCAGCAACCCGCUGCUCAUCGGGGGGAGGAAGUUUGACCUGCGCUUGUACGUGCUCGUGUCGACGUACCGGCCCCUCCGCUGCUACGUCUACAAGCUGGGCUUCUGUCGCUUCUGCACCGUGAAGUACACCCCGAGCACCAGCGAGCUGGACAAUAUGUUUGUGCACCUGACCAACGUCGCCAUCCAGAAACACGGGGAUGAUUAAAAUUUCCACGGGGGGGGGUUGGUGAACAAUUUGCGGUUAUAUCUGGAGAGCACACGCGGGAAGGAGGUCACGGGCAAGUUGUUUGAUGAAAACGGAAAUUAUUUUGCUGAAAGUAGUUUGUGGGGUUGUCCUGUGAUGAACAAUGACAAGCACUGCUUUGAAUGUUAUGGCUACGACAUCAUCAUUGAUGACAAGCUGAAACCCUGGCUGAUCGAGGUUAACGCGUCCCCAUCUCUUACCUCCAGCACGGCCAACGACCGAAUCCUCAAGUACAACCUGAUCAACGACACCCUCAACAUCGUGGUGCCCAACGGGGAGAUCCCCGACUGCAAGUGGAACAAGUCCCCGCCCAAGGAGGUGCUGGGCAAUUACGAAAUUCUGUGCGAUGAAGAGUUAGCCCAGACCGAGGGGGCCGAGCGAGACCUCAGGAACCGUUCCGGGCCGUCCAUCGGGCUGAAAGGCAGUCGCACCAGAGAGACGGGCAAGACCGCCCUGACCACGUGGAAGUAGCCGUGCGGCGGGAGCAGGAGCUCGGCGGGGUCCGAGCGCGGCAGCCCGAGGGUCGGGGGGGCCCGGGCUCCUCCCGGGGCGCGCUCGGGCCGCCCGCCUUACUCUGCCCGCCCCCUCCCUCGCCCCCUUCUCCCCUCCUUCCCUCCUCCCUCCUUCCCCCUUCCCUCCUCCCUUCGGUGACAAGUUACCUGGGAGCAGUGCGUCCCCUGGGAAGAGCCGAACGAGACCCUUCCCCGUUUCCGUCGCCGCUGGACAGAAUUAGUUUUCCAACCGAGAGCCGUCAUCCUUUGCAUGUCAGGGAACCGAAUAAACGCCAUUGCGGUUU
This is a messenger RNA of Sarcophilus harrisii (Tasmanian devil), 1996 nucleotides long. RefSeq names its product probable tubulin polyglutamylase TTLL1. The record is from RefSeq and is a predicted model, not a curated record. Gene Ontology annotation, molecular function: tubulin-glutamic acid ligase activity; tubulin binding. NCBI's taxonomy places the organism in Eukaryota, Metazoa, Chordata, Mammalia, Dasyuromorphia, Dasyuridae. Gene Ontology annotation, biological process: microtubule cytoskeleton organization; protein polyglutamylation. Gene Ontology annotation, cellular component: cilium.